AUGGCCACAAUCAGUGAUGAGCCCAUACAAGAGGGCAUUGGUGCAGGCAGCAGGAGGGAAGUAAAAACAGGAGCCCGCGCCAGCCAUGCGGUGGACAAGACGGAACCACCUGAGGACAAGAACCGCCGCGAAGGGGACUCAUGUGUGCGGCGGGCAAUGGCCGUGUUCCCUUGGUGUGAGGACAGGGGAGAGAUGAGCUGUGGCCCUUGCUGCCUCUGUCUAGAGCGUCGAGCUGCGAUGACCUACGCCUACGUGCGCGCCGCUUCUAAUUCGCCCAGUGCUGCUUUGAUGUGGGCAGGCAGCAGCUGGAUCCCCCGGGAGCCUGGGCUGUAA
Molecule: messenger RNA, 333 nt
Organism: Knipowitschia caucasica
Lineage: Eukaryota; Metazoa; Chordata; Actinopteri; Gobiiformes; Gobiidae
Source: the annotation of a GenBank genome assembly